AUGAUCAUCAUCGCGGCGUUGGCGGUAAGCGCCUUCUCCGUAUCAUCCCCAAGUCACGAGGUGUCCUCGGGUACCGCACCAGGGCGAAACGAUUCCUUCGCGGACAAGGUGUUCCUGUUCGCGACCACGGUCGGUACCGGGGACCCCUCCCCUACCCCGCCGCUGUCGCGCCUCCCGUCGGCCGAGGAAAACCCCCCCGUAUUACCACCGACCAUCAUCCCGCCCCUGUGGCGCGUGGAGGAUGCGGCGGCUGCUGCGGCCGAAGAGCAACAGCGGCCGCGCGAAAGCUGGCUGAAGAGCAUCGUCGCCACCAUCAUGGUGGCCGUUCGCUUCCUGGUUGGCCCCAACGGCCAGAGGACGAGGCAGGGAUGCCGGGGCGACGACGACGACGACGACAACCACGCCCCCGCCCAACGCGCUACGUGGCGGGCGCGAGCCGCAGCUGCCGCUCGUAGGUUUCUGCGCUCAGCGAGAAACAAGAUCAAACACGCCAAGGACCGCCUCCUCGCCAUGUUCGACAUCUCCGUCGCGAAGAGAACCGCUCGACUGUUGGACCUGGCGCGCAAGAUCAACGUGCAGGACAUGCCGCGCCGAGCGGGGUUCAGACGCCAAGGCAGCGAUGAGCUCUUUGAGGUCGAUCGUAGCCGCCUGGGAGUGAGCGAUGCCGUCGCCGCCGCUGUGAAGGAGAUUUGCACCAAGUUGGCGGCGGUAUUCCCUGUCAUCGGGUAUAACCAGGGCUUCGACGCCUCCUGUAAGGCGAUCUUCAUCUGUGUGGGCGGAAACCUGGGUGUGGCCGCCGCCGUUUUCACCAAGUGGGCCGUUCCCUUGGCCUGGAUGAUGAUGAACCCAUACAGGCACGGCCAGCUCGGCAUCAACACUGCCAUGCGAUACACCUGGUCGGUGAUCAAAAUGCACGCCGCUCCGGUGUCCGGAUGGCUGUGCCGCGACCCGAUCGUUGGCUGCGACGAGGACAACGAGAUGGCGGACACGAUUCUCGCACACAUCUUCAUGGAGCCGCUCUCGACCUUCUGCUCCAGGCUGGGCCUCCCCCAGUGUGUCAUCAACGACAUCGUCGAGGAGACGAUGCGGGCUGGCGUUCACGGCCCGGCGGUCACGAUAUUCGUUGUUAUGUCUCUUCUCUGCUUGGCGGAGAAGCAGGGGGCGGAGGACGCCGACGUGGUGGUGAUGGUGAAGGUCCCCCUGAUGGCCGCAGCAAGCAGCGUGAAGUCCUUCCAGGACAUGUUGGAGCACGCCCCGGUGUCGCUCGAGCACUUCUUGACUGGGUACCGAGCGGCAAUGGUCGGAGUACCGGCGUGCAACGGCUGGCCUGGGUAGAGCCGGUAUAGAGCGUCUCC
Ectocarpus sp. CCAP 1310/34 is the source of this 1355-nucleotide messenger RNA. The record is from the annotation of a GenBank genome assembly. NCBI's taxonomy places the organism in Eukaryota, Phaeophyceae, Ectocarpales, Ectocarpaceae.